This is a messenger RNA of Drosophila ananassae, 1183 nucleotides long. It is a transcript of the gene Prosbeta5R2, whose product is annotated as proteasome subunit beta type-5. Gene Ontology annotation, cellular component: proteasome core complex. The transcript has a single exon. Gene Ontology annotation, molecular function: threonine-type endopeptidase activity. Bases 166 to 1092 code for a protein of 308 amino acids. Lineage: Eukaryota; Metazoa; Arthropoda; Insecta; Diptera; Drosophilidae. The record is from RefSeq and is a predicted model, not a curated record.
UAUGAAUAAGGGAAGGACAAAUACGUGCAUUCAUGUAGCCAUGUUUUUUAUCUCAGAGGAUUAGAAAAGUAUUUGAUUUUCAAACUCUAGACUUAGUAUAAAAACACACCUCAGACAAUCAAUCUUACAAAUCUGAACAAAAAUUUAUUCCCAACAUUUUAAACGAUGGCUUUGGAGGAAAUAAGUGGAAUGAAUAAAUGGUCGUUUAUGAAGAGCCGCGGUGCUCUGGUCUUGGAAAAAGCUCGCAAGGAGAUCAAGAAAGCUUCUUGCAACAUGGCAAACCCCCUCAUGCUGAUGGCUCCACCUUUCGAUAAGCCCAAGGAGACACUUAAGUAUCUGGCCGACAAGGGAAACGUGAAGAUGGACUUCCAUCAUGGCACCACCACUCUGGGAUUUAUUUACCAAGGCGGUAUUGUCUUGUGCGUGGACUCCCGCGCCACAGCUGGGGCCUACAUUGGAUCGCAUGGCAUGAAGAAAGUGGUGCCGAUAAGUGACUACAUGCUGAGCACCAUAGCCGGGGGAGCAGCGGACUGCUCCUACUGGGAUCGGGUCUUGACCCGCGAAGUCCGCCUCUACGAGCUGCGCCACAAGGAGCGGAUGCCAGUCAAAUCGGCUGCUAGAUUUUUGGCCAACAUCGCCUACCAGUAUCGAGGAAUGGGCCUUUCAAUGAGCAUUAUUCUGGCUGGCUGGUCGGAUGAAGGCCCCAGCCUAGUUUACGUGGACGCCGACGGGCUAAGCGUCCCAGGUAAGCUUUUCUCCGCUGGCAGUGGAGGCGAGUGUGCUUUGGGGCUCCUGGACACUGAGUAUCGAUAUAAGAUGAGCGAUGAGAAAGCCUUCGAUCUUGCGUUUCGCUCGAUAUAUCAUGCCUCGUCGCGGGACGUGUAUACUGGCGGCGUGGUAAGCUGCUACCAUUUGGACAAGAAGGGAUGGAGGCUGGUGGCCGCCAAAGAUAGCGAGGAGCUCCGCGAAGAUUUAGCCAGUCGGAUGACUCCUCAUAACACUAAUCCUGUUUAUAAUUUUGGUGAACUACACGCGGAAACCGCUGAUGAUGAGCUAGGAUCUCCUAUGCAGAAGAGGAGGCGUACUGAUUGAAGUAACUUGUUUGUAUAUUUUAUAAUUUUGUGUGAAAACUUAGAAAGCGCCGCAAAAUAAUGCUGAGUAAAUGGUUCUGUUUAUUUUCUAA